AUGGCCAAGAGGAAGCUCGCUCAGGAGGGGCCCGUAGCCAAGCGGACACGAAAGGGGGGAGAGAAGGAGGCCGUGGAGGUGUCACCGCCGAACGGGGCCCGGGAGCCCGUCUGCGGCGAGCCCCCAGCAUGGGCAGAGUGUCGUCCUGACCUCUGCGACGCCCUUCCCUGGUUCCGCUCGGUCCAGGGAGGGGCGUACCAUGUUGGGGAGCUCAGCUUCGGCUGUCUCAUAGACGCCGACAGCGGCUCCCGGGCCCAUGUUGAUGACGAAACCAUCAUCACCAGAAUCGGUGGGGGUUGCGAAAAGGACCCCAACGGCAAUCUCAUCCUCCUGAAGGACCAGGAUGACUCCGACCGCGCCGUGGCAUCCUAUAUAAAUAGCCAGGCGGUGAAGCUCCCCGUGGGGCUUAUAAUCGGGGAUCGUAACCCCGUGCUGGGGAGGCAACUGCCUCAUAGAUAUAACGUGAUGGGCUACUUCCGCAUCACUCAUAUAUGGUACGAGAAGGUGGGCAAGAGGACCGGCGCAAAGAUCCGCUUCCAGAAGCUGGACCUCGAGAAAAGAAGUUGGUGGGCCGCCAAGGGGUCUCCAGAUCCUCCGCCGGUGAGCGAGCGAGAAUUCUUGCCGCCGGAAAGCCAGAUCUGUCCCGAAUGCACCGUGUCGAGCCCGCGCGUAUAUAACGAAGGUUGGAUGUGUCUCCAACCUUCCUGCUCCCAAUUCUGGAGCAUCAAUGGCUCCCCUCCUCCCAGCGAUCUGACCUACCAUCCUCGCUUUCUGAGUGCUCGUGAGCCCCCUGAUGAGGAAAUUCGGCCACAGUAUAGUCUCGUCCCUGAUCUCCUCUCGACUAUACCAGAGGAAGAUAGAGAUGCCGGUCUCUCUCGUAUUGCUUGGAAAGGCAUCGUCUGUCCAGACUGUCACAAAUGCAUAUCGAGGAGAUUCUGGAGAGGCUGGAAAUGCACGGAUCCUCUGGACAACAAAAGCAGCAGUCGUACCAGCACCAGCAACAACAACAGCCCCACGGGGAGCACCUCCCCCUGUACGUUCGAGAAGAUGAUGCCUAUGCGUCCGGUUUCCUUGCGGUCGGUUGUUUCCGAUUUCGAAAUUGGCGCGAUUCAACGCGCUGUGUUUGUCAACUCCAAGCUCAUCCAGCCGAAGCGCGACUUUUCGGGACCAUAUGCGAAAUACACAUACGAGCUCAAGGAUAUCGGCACUGUGACCCACUUUAUCGCGAAUAGAGAAGUUCUCUCUCGGCCCAAUGGUCCGAAUGACCUUUUCGAGCAGUUGCAACUUGUCGAUCUUGGGCUUCGUCGCUAUCCUUUGCAGCAGAGCGUCGCGGCAGUGGCUGGGACUCUAACAUCGCACUUCGCUGUCAACUACGGAAUGCCGUAUAAAUAUGUUGUCUCCGUCGAUUCCAAAGGAUUUGAUGAGGCACCACCUGAAAUCAUGCGGGCAUUGGGCCGUCUUACUUGGGCAACGGAGCAAGCUGUCACUGCUACUGGCGAUGAGUUUCUGCCUCCAAAUGAGCUGUUGGCUUUGGCGUACUUUGAAGAAAUGUCCAUUGGCUACCAUGACGAUGGCGAAUCAUCUCUCGGUCCCACGAUCGCAACUCUUUCUCUUGGAGCGAAGGCCACUAUGAAGAUCCGUCUGAAGGAUAAAUAUUUCAGAGGCUGCUCCGCGUCAAAGAAGCUUCUCCCAGAAGACAUUGUACUUCCUGGUUGUGAAAAGUACGACGAACGGAAAGAACUGAAGGCCAAGUUUGCGAACAAAGAGAUCACCGAAAAGGAGUACAACGAACGCCGUCUAGAGAUCAUCAAGAGUAUGAAGCGGAGGGAGGGAUCUCCGGUUAUCAGCCUGGAGAUUCAUCACGGAGACCUGGUGGUCAUGCACGGCGCAGACAUGCAAAAGUAUUACGAGCACUCCGUCAUUCCGGAAAAUAAACUUCGAUUUGCCUUGACAUCGCGGUACAUCAAGCCAGAUCAGGUAGAACAAAAGGACCUUCACAAGGGAAACUUCACACUUGGUCCCGAUGAAGUCUACCACGGCCAGUGA
Rasamsonia emersonii CBS 393.64 is the source of this 2046-nucleotide messenger RNA. RefSeq lists its product as uncharacterized. Gene Ontology annotation, biological process: DNA repair. The record is from RefSeq and is a predicted model, not a curated record. NCBI's taxonomy places the organism in Eukaryota, Fungi, Ascomycota, Eurotiomycetes, Eurotiales, Trichocomaceae. The transcript is spliced from 8 exons. The coding region runs from base 1 to 2046 and encodes 681 amino acids.